This is a messenger RNA of Telopea speciosissima, 1608 nucleotides long. Its product is annotated as probable trafficking protein particle complex subunit 13 homolog. The transcript is spliced from 12 exons. NCBI's taxonomy places the organism in Eukaryota, Viridiplantae, Streptophyta, Magnoliopsida, Proteales, Proteaceae. The record is from RefSeq and is a predicted model, not a curated record. Bases 75 to 1385 code for a protein of 436 amino acids. Gene Ontology annotation, cellular component: TRAPPIII protein complex.
GUAGUUUUUUUCUCCUUCUGAUACUCUGAUUUUUCCAAUCGAAUUGAAACUUCAGAUUUCAGAGAGAGAGAGAGAUGAGCUCGACGCCUGGACCGCACUCUUUGGCCUUCAGGGUGAUGCGGCUGUGCAGGCCAUCAUUUCAUGUGGACAGUCCUCUCCGAGUCGACCCGCUCGAUCUUUUCACAGGCGAGGACCUCUUUGACGACCCUAUCGCUGCGUCUCAGCUUCCGCGACUCUUCCCUCAAAGUGGCAACCAUAAAGCCGGCGAAUCCGAUCUAACCUAUCGCAAUCGAUUUGAGCUUCAAAGUCCUACUGAUGCCAUGGGCCUCUCUGGCCUUCUCAUCCUACCCCAAGCCUUUGGAGCAAUAUAUCUCGGCGAGACCUUCUGCACCUAUAUCAGCAUCAACAACAGCUCUGAUUUCGAAGUCAGGGACGUUAUAAUCAAGGCGGAAAUUCAAAGAGAGCGGCAGCGGUUACUGCUUUUAGAUACUACAAAAUCUCCUGUUGAAUCGAUACGUUCGGGGGGGAGAUAUGAUUUCAUUGUAGAACAUGAUGUGAAGGAACUUGGAGCACACACGCUUGUCUGCACUGCUUUGUACAAUGAUGGUGAUGGUGAGCGAAAACAUCUUCCGCAAUUUUUCAAGUUCGUUGUUGCAAACCCACUUUCAGUCAGAACAAAGGUUCGCUCAGUCAAGGAAAGUACAUUUUUGGAGGCUUGCAUUGAAAAUCAUACAAAGUCAAAUCUUUUUAUGGACCAAGUUGAGUUUGAGCCGGCUGAGCAUUGGAGCAUCACAGUAUUGAAAGCUGAUGAGCACAGUUCGGAGAUUAAUUGUCGAACUAGAGAGAUAUUUAAGCCACCAAUUCUCAUUAGAGCUGGAGGAGGAAUUCAUAAUUAUCUCUAUCAGUUAAGGCUGUCUUCUGCACAAAUGAAAGUUGACGGAAGUAAUAUUCUUGGUAAACUUCAAAUAACAUGGCGCACAAAUUUGGGUGAACCUGGUCGCCUGCAGACACAACAGAUUCUUGGCAGUCCCAUUGCACGACAAGACAUCGAACUGCAGAUUCUGGAUAUUCCAUCCUUGACAGUCUUGGAGAAACCCUUUUUGGUACAUUUGAACCUCAAUAACCAAACAGAGAGGAAUAGGGGCCCCUUUGAAGUUUGGUUAUCACAAGAUGAGCCACGUGAAGAGAAAACUAUUUUUGUUGAUGGUGUUCAGAAACUGGUUUUGCCACAGGUAGAGGCACUCAGCUCCACAGAUUUCAAACUGAACCUGAUCGCCACAAGACUUGGGGUUCAGAAAAUCACGGGAAUUACUGUGUUUGACACGAGAGAGAAGAAAACUUACAACCCCUUGCUAGAUUUGGAGAUAUUUGUUGAUGCAUAUUGAUUUAUUCGUGGGGCUGCUACAGCCAUGGAGUACCGGUCUGCAGAAGCUGGUUGUUACGUCCUCUCUUGGAGCUUGGGAUUGGUCUUGUUUAUAAAACCAAACAUGUCAAAAGCCCACAAUUUUUUUAUUGAGAGAGAGAUCCAUUUGAUCAUUCAUUUAAUCACUAUUACACCUGGGAGAUUUGACUUGAUGACCAGUGAAGGCUUUCUCUCUUGAAACUGGA